This is a messenger RNA of Pelobates cultripes (western spadefoot toad), 15571 nucleotides long. NCBI's taxonomy places the organism in Eukaryota, Metazoa, Chordata, Amphibia, Anura, Pelobatidae. The record is from the annotation of a GenBank genome assembly.
GUCUUAGUCCUGCUGUCAUUAUUGUAGUUUCUUUAAAACAUCAAUGAUUUACAUUGCAGGAGUAUGAGGGACAGGGACACUGCAUCCAGAUCACCUCAAUGAGCUGAAGUGUUGGGUGCCUACAGUGUUCCUAUUAAAACCCUCAAUACAUAGUGUGUGUGUGAACUCAUUUGUCCCAUCGUUCACAUGGCGUCAGAUACCAAAUGGAGGUUAAUAAAACAAACACACAGACACAGAGUGGAUUAACACCCACACUAAGGCCUGGACUCGUACCUUUCUCUGGCGCCUCCUGAACCCCCCGGAUCACACAGCGCCCAGGGAGCUGGCUCCCGCCUGCAUCCAGCCAUGGUUUCCCGUUGUACAUUGUCACGAAGCUCCGUGCCCUCUCCGCUCGGACAGUCACCGGGCAGCAGCAGGUCCCCCCAUUAGCUGCUCCCCGUCUUUCCGGCCGGUGGCGGAAGUGAAAACACACGAAUCCCGCACUCUCCGCGAACUGACUGAAAUAGUUGCGUAGUUGGGCCGAGCGAAACGUGUGCGGAAUCCCACUAAUCAAGAACAGAACCGAGCUAUCCGGGCCGGCCAUCAUGCUACAGGAAGUGACCGCCGCCAUCUUGGUAAAGAAUACAACGUACUAGCUCGGCGCCAUCUUAGUGGGGGACACGGGUAGCCUUCUUAAUGGGAGGGGCGAACCCUUGUCACGCGGGCGCACUCCAUCUUACCAAAGACUACAGUGCGGCCUUUCUGGAACGUUCGCCGAUAAACGCGUGCGGGGUGUACCGAAGGCGAAGCUCACCGAGCGCAAUAGCCGCUUGUCCGCUCUGCGAUUGGCUGCUGCCUCGCGUUAUGGAGUGUUGGUGAUUGGGAUAGGCCAGUAGGGGAUUCUGUCAGUUGGCCGCUGUAUCGGUCACUAUAGCAACCCUGCCUCACGCUGAUUGGCUGCCGGCGGUAGGAAGUGGAACUGAGGCUCCCGGUAGUAGAGCAGCGUGUGGCUGUGUGUGCAGAGCUAUGGCUGGGGCGGCCGAGGAUGAGCGCUUUGACGGGAUGCUGUUGGCCAUGGCCCAGCAACAUGACGGGGGUGUACAGGAGGUGAGCGCCCCACUAACACUGCUGCUAUACCCCGCCAUGCAGGGUUUAUAGAAAGUGAAUCCUGCCUUCAUUCAUUCUGGGUGAUGGAGCUUAAAAUGGCUCUUCACCCAACUUCACAGUGGAUGACCUGUCCCAAAUUCAGUGGGGGAACUACAACCCCCCACCCCCCUCGUGGCACCCGUCUUACAACGCCCACCAUGCUUUGCCAGCUGGGGAUCUACCAUCUGCCCAUCCAUGCAGGGUUUGCAUAGAGUGUGUGUGUGUAGGGAUGUGUUUGUAUUGACAUGUAGUGGUGUAGUGUUUGAAUGCAGGGGUGUGUUUGUAUGUAAUAUGUUUUAGAUUGCAGGAAUGUGGUUGCAUGUUGUGUUGGUGUAUGCUUGGAUGUGUGAGCAUACAAUGCCACAUACACUGUGUGUAUAUAUGUCAGAGUGUGUAUUUUUUUUUUAUAUUUGCAAUUACCCUCCUUUUAGCAUACCUUUUUGUGUUCAGGAGGGUGGCUUGCUUGGAACCUGCUUCUUCUUGAUGCAACUAAUAAUGAGAGCUAUGGAAUGGAUUGUACAAAACAAGACAAAGUAGGGACUACUUGUCUUAUGGAGGUUUCCUACUCCUUACUAUCUCUGACCAGCGGAGGAGAAUAGUGUGCUUCAUUUCCGGUGGUCAGAGCAAUUUUCCCACAUUUGUCCCCUUUCCUCGGUGUUCCCAUGAAGCCUCCUUUCACUUUCCCAAAACAUCCUAUCAUUUAGACAGAACGCCGGCAAAACUACCGAAUUGCGUCCUAACAGAAUGAGAACAGUUUUUCUCAUUGGUCUUUCAGCCAAAUUUACUAAAUAAAUAUUACUUAGUAUUAGUAAAUUCUGUGGCUGCUCACUGGUUAAAAAAAAAUAAAAAUAAAAAAAGUAUCCCCCACCCGUGCUGCACGAGUUGGGGCUAUUAAACGGAAGGGGGGACCUAGCGUUGUCUGCCCCCACCCCUAAGUGGCGGGUAGGGACCCUAUAUCUCAGUGUGAGGGGACCUAUUGUCCCCCCCAACCCUGAGCAGCGGGUGGGGGGACCUAUUGUCUUCCGGCCCCACCCCUGAGUGGCGGGUGGGGCCCUAAAUAACAAUGAGGGGGGCCUAUUGUCCUUCCACCCCUAAGCAGAUGGUGGAGGCCCUAUUUAACAAUGAGAGGGGGGACCUACUGUCCUCCCCCUGGCCCCCACCCCAGAGCGGCGGGUCAGGGUCCUAAAUUAGUAUGGGGGGGGGACCUGAGAGGCGGUGCAGGCCUUAAAUAACAAUUCCAAAGAGCUUUCCCACACUCUAAAAUGACAGAGCACUCUGGUUGGAUUUCAAUUUGAAAUCCAACCAAUCAGUGCCCCCAUUUAGGGCCCCUACCCGCCACUCAGAGAUGGGAGGGGAGGACAGUAGGUUCCCCCCUCCCCCUACAUUCUGAUUUAGGGCCCCCACAUGCUGCUCAGGGGUGGGGGCCGGGAGGGGGACAGUAGGGACCACCUUCAGUUUAAUAGCGCAGGAGGGAGGGAUACUUUUUUUUUUUUUUUUUUUUAAACAGUGAUCAGCCACAGGCUGCUCACUAUUUACUAGACAUGGCCAUACUCGCGAUAUAGUAAUAUUUAUUCAGUAUUAGUAAAUUUGUCUGAAAGACCAAUUUAAGUCUUUCAGCCUUUUGGUAGUUAACUCCCUAUUUACUAAGCGACUGCAAGAUGCAGCCGUGGCACGAAUAGGAUCGGAAUUUCAUUAAUUCGAAAAAAUUCUGUUUUCUGUGAUGCCUGUUAACCUUACAAGACAAACAUACCAAAUUCUAAAAUCAUUACUUGGCAAUUCCACAGUGUUGAACGUACAAUUUAGUUUUUUUUUUUAUCCCCAUGUAGCUGUUUAAUUAUCUCCUUAUUUCUUUGAAAAGUUAUGCUUUUCAAAGCAUAACUGGAAAAUAUUUUGUUAUAAGAAUUUCCUCUUAUUUUAUUUAACUUCUUAAAUUUGCAAAAUAAUCAUGGCGUCAGAUGUAAAACACAAAAGACUGAUUAAGGUAAACGAUAGUUUGAAGUCAAAACUCUGUAAAAUAUGGAAUUUUAGAGCAGGAAAGUAAUAUUUUUUUUGUGCACCCUAUCAUUUUGUAAUUUAUUUAGAAGUAUAAUUCAUUUAAAAAAAACAUACAAAGUCCUGAUCAGGACAUUUUUGAAAUCAAUAAAAUUAUCACAGGAAUUGGAAAAACACGUGGAGUGUACCCUAUUUUUCUUUUUUUUUUUUUUGGCGUGUGUGUCAGACGUAGAUUGUCUGAAGAGUAUUGUUUUGGAACAUAAAACUAGUAUUAAAGAUUAAAUGUACUAUGUAUUUUUUUUUAUUAAAUACAUGGAUUUGAACUUACUAAAUAACCUCAACAUUCCAGUAGAAAUACAGAAAAUAAAACAUAAAAAAUAUUCGAUUACAUCAGUUUUAAUCUAUGGGACUUUUAGACAUAUAAUGAUCCCUUGUAGCUCCACAGGGAAUGGCAGCUUUAAUUUUUGUGAUAAUUCCCUGUUUCUGAUGGGUGCAUUACUUUUUUCAUCAGCUAUGUUAGGCUUACCCAACUGUAUCUCAUCAGGACAGAGGAUAUAUUUAUACCUGACCACAACACCGUUUUUGAAUUUUAGCCCAUCAGUAGAAUAAAAAUUCUGAUUGCUCCUUAUUGUCAGGUGUUAGCAGUACAUCACCAUCUUUAGAGGAGGUGUAAUCAUCUAAUUUUUACUUUCAUUUUUGACCCUACACUCACCCAAAUAUAUUUUCUGGUAAAAGUAGCAGAUACAUAAUGAAUGUUAUGUGUGUUUGAGACAGAAGUUGUAUAUUCUAACUCAGGGGUCCUCAAACUCCGGCCCCCCAGAUGUUGCUGAACUACAACUCCCAUGAUUCUCUGGCUAUCUAUGUAAUUCAAAGAAUCAUGGGAGUUGUAGUUCAGCAACAUCUGGGGGGGGGGGGCGGAGUUUGAGGACCCCUGUUCUAACUUUUCAUAGACUUUUUUUUUUUUUAUUGGCAUUUUUACAUGAUUCCAGACACUUAACAAUUCCUCAAAUUCCAUCCACAACAACCUUUCCAUGGGCUGUUGCGAAAAAAUGCCAUGAAAUUGUUCUGUCAAAUUUCUUUGGUAAUACAUGCAGUACUGUAAUGGCAGUGUGGUCCAAAUUGGUUGGUUUCUGAUUUAUAGAUUUUGUCACUGGCCACUCUCAGCCAAUCAGCGAUGCCACUACCCAUUCUGCAAAAACUUUUUUUAGAAAACGGAAGGGCAGAGCAGAGAGAUCUGCUCUGGAACACAUACUUUUGGGUUAAACCAUUCGAUAAUGGUUUAACCAGUUAAGGUGAGCCAGUGCCAGGGACCUCCUGGCACCAAAUACAAUUUACUUUUGAUGAAGUUGUUAUGGUGCCCAGAGUGUUUCUUUAGGGGUUAAAUGCUUUUAUUUUGUCGUUCUACAUUUUGCAUGUUCUCUUGCCUUAUACACAUUGCACAGAUAAUUUAAUGCGUCAUUAUUUUACUCCCAUUGCAGUUGGUGAAUACAUUCUUCAGUUUCCUGAGGCGGAAGACUGACUUUUUUGUGGGUGGCGAAAGUGGAGCAGCGGAGAAGGUACAUGAGUGUUAUUUUAUUUUCCUCUUUGUUUUGGGGGUUAAUAUAAAACUUCAAACAAAUAGGGUUUACCUGAUGCCUGUAUUCAUUCCAGCUCAUCCAUGAAGCCUUUAACCACCAUAACAAACUUUCUCGUGCCACUCAAGAAAAAAUAGAGGCUGAGAAGAGGGAGGCACAAAAGCGGGAACAUGUGGUAAAGCAAAAACCAAUGGAACGGGAUGAGCCCAGGAUCACAGAGCUGACUGAUGAAGAAGCAGAGAAACUUCAAAAAGAGAUUGAUAAGGUUGGUAGUUUAGUGAGUCUGAAACACUGUUUUCUUAAACAGUACAUACUUCUAUCCAUAUAUUUUAAAUUUUUCUUAGGUUAACCUUUGUUUAAGGGGCAGUCUAAGCACCAUAACAAUGUUAUAGGUUUGUGAUGUAGAGGCUACCUGCGCCAACUCUCCGUUCUUAAAGUAGCUUACAGUGAAAAACUGUAAACAUCACUACCACUGUUAGCCAGCUUUGCAAAGCAGUCUGUCUGGCAGAACUUGCAGUUCUGGUCUUUCUGCAUUCAUUUUAAUGAUAUUGUGAGUGCACGCACAACUUAGCCAAAGCUCCUUGGAGAGCAAGCCAUGGACCUUGCAUGCACAGCCCCCCAGCUCUCUCAAUCAAUUCAGUGAGCCAUGCUGUGAAUAAGCUAACCACUGCAACAUUAUGGCUGGCAACUUGGAGCAGAGGAGUUCCACUCAUGUUGUGUGAUGAGUGGAACAGCUUGUGUGAAAAAAGAGCAGACCCUAGAAACCAGAAUGAAAUGUUACGGAGUGUUGUGCUUCUUCCUGGUGAGAGAGUAAUUUUGAUGUUUCUAUUGCUACUACAGGCAAAGAGAUUUUUAUUUUUUUAAUGCAUUUAAUUACACAGUGCAUAAAAAAAUAGUGGGUCAGUUACCUCGUUCGGGGAAACCUGUACAGGCAACCCUCUAAUCGGCGCAACCCUCAGAAUAUGGUGCGGAGUGCGCUACUCCAAGCAGCUCACCACAUCCCCCAACCCGCUCACACCUAUCAUGCACAAUCCAAAACUAUCAGGCGGGCUGCACCCCGCCACUCUAAAACUUGCACCAGUGGAGCACUGGAACCGGCCUCAAACCACUGGCUGACCUGAUGCCAGACCAGAGACCGACGGCUCUGGAUGAAUUUCACUACAACCAGAUUAGGACCUACUACGCCGCCAUGAAGAACAAAGAUCACCUGUACCGGCCCCUACUGUUCCUCGAGCACCUAUGCACGUCCAGGCAACAACUCGCCCAUGGGAUCUCAAACCUGCACUCUGCCCUUUUUAACAAAUGGAAAUAAGGACUCACUGGGAUUCACGGAGAAAUGGGAGCAUGAGACAGGGGUUGAACUCACGGACCUAGAGUGGAACAAAAUGUUCAUGCUGAAACAUAAAUGUUCUAUCAGUUCGAAAUAUCAGCAAAGCAGCUACAAAAUAUUGACUUACUGGUACAAGACACCGGAUGUACUCUGGCACGUGCACGACUCCAUACCCGGUGAAUGUUAGCGAUGCGGAACAGAAGGCCUACACAUCUGGUGGACAUGCCCUGUUAUCGCCCCAUACUGGCAGAUGAUAAAUCAUAAGCUCCAAGAAGACACAGACUUGCCAGACGAGACUGCAGUUAAAAUACUUCCCUUGGAAGAGCCGAGAUUCGGCGAAGUUAGUGGGUGGUGGAGUUUGACAGGGAACGAGACUGCAGUUAAAAUACUGUUUACUCCAGUUUACCACUCAGCUUAGAUGAUUUUACGAUGUACUGCUAGGCAGCCGGUUGAUAGUUCGGCUGCCGUUCUUAUCACUGAGAGGAUUAGAUAUUUUGCCAAUAAGGUGGCUUAGAGAGUUGGGAGGAUUAUAUGUUUGGAACCACUGAGAUUACCAUUAACAGGGUCCUCUUAUUCUUACCCUCUAUAUACCCCGUAGCCACGGAUGCUGCCACCAGACAAGGGCAAUUAAGGCUAUCCAUAUUUGCUUUUUUUACCUCUCAGCCUUAAAUAUUAUUUUACAUACACUUUAUAAUUUUAACCUAUGAAAAGUUAUAUUUUAAUUUUAUAUGUACAACCUAGGGUUGCUGCUAAUGUACCAGUACUGGUUGGGGAGGCUUGUAUGAAACCUCUUUUCUUCUUUCUCCCCCCUUUUCUUGGCUUUAUUUAUUAAUAGGGUUUACCCCAAUUCUUAUACAGCAACCUGACACGCUCUCUCUACUCCUUCUCCACUUUAUUCCCUUAUCCCUGCACAUUGGAAACGUACAGUUGCACCCACCUUCCAGCAAUGGGUAGGCAGGGUGGAGGACAUACAUAACAUGGAAAUGAUGACUGCCUCCCUGCAGGGACGCUCUGACAGAUGCACUCUUACCUGGUACCCGUGGACGGAAUUUGUAUCAAGACACAGACACAACAAUCCUCCUCUCACGCAACUGGACCGACCGCCGGACCGUACACUCAAAUGGGCAAGGGGACGUACCGUUACGGGGCAACCUACACAGACACCAUACAGCUAGCAGGUUACACAACCGAUGCAGGCUUGACUGCUACACAGACCUCCGUACAUCCGUUGCCCACAACGGGGGACCCUUACAACCCCCACACAGACCCUAAGCUGAGGGUUCGCGCAUACACACGAACCUCGGGGUCCUGUCAAGCCCAAGAUCAGCUCUAACAGGACGAGGUGCAGGACCACCCAAAUGCCAACCCCAAAAGGGGAAACUGGAGGUUAGGCAGCCCUCAAAGGCUGGCUCCAUCCCACAAGGGCUACGGUUAAAACAGUUGCAUAGUAAUAAGGGAACUCCAAUAAGAGACAGGGAAACAACCCGAAAGGUGCCCUAUAGAGGGCUGGAAAGAACACGCAGACACGAACUUGCCUACACCCCAGGUGCAUACUACCAAGGUGGCCCGUACAAUCUAACCCUAUCACUACUGUAAUGGAUCACCUGGCACUCCGUCUGGGCACCUCUGUUGAAGGAUACUCCUAGCGUUUCCUGGGCGCCAAGCACUCUAGCAGACACCACAACCACCGAACCGUAGAAGCAUAUGAAUGAUCUCAAGCAUAUGAAUGCUGUAAACAGCUGAACAGGAAAAGCAUACAAUCAGCUUACACUCCUGGCAAUCGGCAUACAAUCCAAUUUCCCCAAUAACGAGACGACUCUUCGUUUUGAGGUCACGCAGAACUGACUGUACUGGCACAUACAGCCUCUUUUAUUCCCAAUCCACAAACUUAGUACUGCACACAGGGUUUUACAGAACAACCAAUAACACACGUACAUUACAGAAAACACUCCCAGCAAUUGUACACAAAAUCCUCCCGCUUGCCUGUGAUCUAAUUAUGGGACACAAUGGGUUAACAUAAUUAUCUCAAGCAGGAAAAAUACAGUCUCAUAAAACACAUCACAGGGACCCCAAAACAUGCAAUAACCCCGGAACUGGGUGAACCACAUAUCCAAAAUUCACCCAGAUCCGUUCAGUAGUUUGGAAGAUACAGUUUAAUGCAGAUUCCGCAGAACAUAUACAGGCUAUAUGAAAAACAAUUACUGUAUAAUGUGUCCCCUGUUAUAUAGUCUAAAACCACUGCACGUUGUCUCUGUGCACCGGCGAGAUGGCACCGUGUUGAAAAGUCCACACAGUGUCUUUGAGUUAAAAUGGCCGCCAUGUGCUUCAUCCAUUGUUCUCACCAUGUGCCUCUGAUAUAUGAAAUGGUGGCCACCCAGUAACUCCACUGUAUGUCCCCAGAUGGUUCUUAAAGGGCCAGCAUCAGCACAACGCAAAUCCAUUAUGCCCAAAUCAUGUCUUUAAAGGGCAAUACAUCCCAGGGGCCAUAGUCACAUGGCAGGAGGCUGGCAAUCAGUCUUCUCCAAUGCCCAGUGGCGAGGUCGGUUUCGCCACAACUACCACCACAGGGGGCACACCAUGCACCUAAGGAAGAUUACGGCCACUCACCUGAUAGAUCCAAUAAGGAGUAGGUUCUUUGACCGCCAACUCACACCUUACAACAGGUUAAAUACAUUAUACACGAUGCCAGCCAAGAGACAACCGGAACAUUCGGAGAUAAAAUUGCCACAGUUUCCUCCGAUUUAACACUAGAAAACAAACCACAGCACAAACAGGAAGCCUGGCGCAACCUAAACACCAAUAUACGCUAGAAAGUCGCAGAACUGCUCUGCACUAUUAGCCAAACCUAGGUUAACUGCUACAUAUCAGUUAAACACCGAACUGAACGGCCAUACACGUCCACAAGGCACUCGAGCAGUGUUAUUGCUUAUCAGAAGAUACUCUACUAACAUAUAAUGCUGUCACUGUUUAGAUGUUAUAAACUGGACUAACUCCUGGGAUACAAAAUGUCGUAAGUACCAAAUCUGUUAUGCACCCUGACCCCUCUCAUUUUUACUUUUUGUACCCAAUUGCGCACUGUUUAAAACAAAAAAGAAAAACCACAAUAAAAAUUGAUUGUCAAAAAAAAAUAAAAUAGGUCAGUUUAUAAAGUUAACAUCCCUUAAAAGGUCCAUAAUGUAAGCACUUAUUCACAGACCGGUCUGUUUAAUUCAUAGAACAAAGCUGAACGGAAAAAUGAGACUGACCAGAGUCCAAACAAAAUACAGCAGUUGGAAUCUCAAAAGGUACGGUGACCUAAAUAGCACGAGUGAAGGAAAGUUGGUAGAGUCACAUAAUAUGAGUUAAGGAGAUUAUUUAUUUUCACAGGAUGAAGAUGAGGAUGUAGAAGAUGAGAAGGAUAAAGGGAAGCUCAAACCAAAUUCAGGGAAUGGAGCAGACCUUCCCUAUUACCGGUGGACACAGACUCUGUCAGAAGUAGAUGUAAGUACAUCUUGAGAUACACAGCCGAACAUCAUUCUAGUGUUCUGAAAUGAAAUCUGCAAAAAAAAAAAUGUAGUAAAGUAGGGUGCUAAAAACAAAUUACCAACUAAAAACAUGUAAAAGCUGCACAAUGUGUGUAAAGCACAAAACGUAUUCAUACAAAACCCAACAAUAAAGUGCGCUGUGUCUUUAAGACUAUAAUAUGUACCAUAAAUUUCAAAGUGCAAUAAAAUAUAUAUAUAUAUUGAAAAAGUGCAACACAAAGUAUAAUACACACAAGUACACAAAAUAAAAAGCACUAUGCAAGAAAAUACAAUAGUAUUGUGCAAUGUGCCAAAAUAUAUGCAAGAAAACAAAUAAGCACUCUACUUACAUAAAUGUUAUUCACAUGUGCUAAGCUAAAUAAGCUAGUAUGUCUAAAACUGCCAGUUGUGCAAAUAGAGUAUCUUAUAAAAGAGACAAACCAGUAUUGCUAAAAAUAGUAAUGAAAUAGAAAUAUCAGGAAAAGCACUCACAAGGGUAGAGCAGAGAAGUCUGCUCUAACUUAGAUUGUUCCAGUGUAUUUGCAGACUAGAGGCUUUGAUAAAAUCCAAAUACUUAAUUGAUACAAUAAAAAAAUGCAGGCAGGUGGGUAAACCCUCUGACCCACUCUGGUCCCUUUGGUUCGUUCUGUCACACGCCGGCUUUACCUGACUCCAGGAACCGGGAGCCGCUUCUGUGCUUCCAAAUUUCUGUGUGCGUAAUGGCGUCAGGGCGUGAUCAUGUGUCUCGCCAAUGUCAUGUUUCAUCAGAUCAACCAUCUCUCAGUCCACAUGCUCUGUUUAAAUCCAAAAGGCGGGCGUGAAUUGCCCAAAAAGUCUGAAAGUUGUGCAAUAUGGUUAGCUAUAAUACAAGACCUCAUUUACAUGACGAAGUAAAAUCGGCAGUCCCAAUUCUGGCAGAAUGAAAAUACACAAUAGAGGAAUAUCACCUAAAAAAAAUGCUCCACACAGUGGUGGAACUAAUGCAGAGAGUGCCCUGGUUCAAGAAAUUAUUUUGGUCCCCACAGCACAAGGGUGGCCAAAAGAUAGAUUCCCAUCUGUUAUUCAUAUCCCAUGAUGCAUUGCCAGCUGGGGAUCUACCAUUUGAUAACCCUUGCAGGGAUUUACUUGUGAGCAAUUUUUAUGGGUUUGAAGGUAUUUAUUAUUAAUAUUUAUUAUUUGCAUUUAUAAAGCGCCAAGAUAUUCCACAGCGAUGCAUGCAUGUUUAUUUAUGGAGUCUGUGUGUGAAAUGAAGGGGUCUAUUUGUGUAUAGUUUUGGCAUUUGAAUGCAGUUGUGUGUUAAUAUGUACUGUUGCUGCUUACAAGCAGUGGUGUACAUGUAUUGCGUUUCAAUGCAGGGGUGUGUUUGCAUGUAGUUUUGGUGUUGGUAAAUAAUGCUGGUGUUUUAAUACAGGAGCGUGUGUGUUUGUAGUGUUUGCAUUUGAUAGGAGUGUGUAAGCAAAAAUGUUAAAAUAUAAAGAAUAUUAAGUGACAGUAUAGUAAAACAGAAAUAUUACAAAUGCUCCACAUAGAUGUUCAUACAAAAACAAAAUAACAAAUUUAAAAUAAAACCUGAUAAUUACCAACUCCUACUUACAUAAACCUAAUACUGGGAGGGAAUGAAAAGAAAAUUAAAACAUAGAAACAGUUUUCUAUGUACUAAUUCUUAUUUCUUUCCAAUUGGUAGAUAUUUUAUAUACAAUUUAUUGCAUAUAUUUACAACAGUUGUUUUUAUAGUAAUAUUUAAGUAGGAUUUGGUAAUUCUUUUUUUAUUGUAUGGACAUCUAUGUGGUGCUUUAACAUUUGUUUACUAUACUAUCACUUUUUAUUCUUUAUAUUGUAAAAUUUUUGCUUUUGUAUGAAUGUUUGUGGAGCAUUUGUAAUAUUUUAGGUGAUAUUCCUCUAUUGUGUAGAUUAAUUAUGCAAAAAUUGGUUACUGACGAUUUUACUUCCUCAUGUAAAUGAGGUUUUCUAUUGUCUCCAACCAUAUUGCAGGACUUAUGGCAAUUCACGCCCACCUUUUGGAUUUAAAUAGAGACUGUGGCCUCAGAGAGGGCUGAUCUGAUUAAGCCAAUGACAUCUGUGAAAUAUGUCAUCACUCUCUGACAACAUUACGCACACCGGUCACAAUCCCUGCCUCCGGGUCAGAGGGUUUAGGUGCCGGUCUGAAUUUUAUCAUUGUAUGAAUAAAAUAUUUGGAUUUUAUCACAUUCUCUAGCCUGCUAAUACACUGAAACAAUCUAAGUUCGAGCAGACUUCACUGCUCUACUCUUGUGAGUGCUUUUUCUGAUUUUCUAUUUCAUUAUUAGUAGUAGUAGUAAUACUGCCCUAUUUGUUUCUUUCGGUUUCUCUCUUUUAUGAGAUACUAGAUUUGGACAACUGGCAAUUUUGCAUAUACUGACUUUUUAGCCUAGCACAUGUGAAUAGCAUUUAGGUAAGUAGAGUGCUUCUUUGUUGUUUUGCACAUAUUGUCGCACCACUUUACAUUACAAAGUACUAGUUUAUUUUUUGGCACAGUGCACUUUAUUUGAAUUUUGUAGAGUUGUGUGUACUACACUAUUUUAAAACAUAUGCAAUAUUGUAUAUUAUAUUGCAUUUGGAAGUUUAGACUAUAUAUUAGUCACACUUUAUUGUUGGUUUCUGAAAUGAAAUCUGGCUUAUUAAGCUUUAUUCUGUAUUUAAUGCAAAUUAGCACUUCACUUUAAAGUGGCACUGUCAUUUUUACUGAAAUUCCAAACCAUAAACUUGACAAACCUGUUAUUUCCCAAAGCAUUCACUAGUGGUUGCUGUCAGGAAAUUAAGCUCUUUCUUUCGUAGACUUUAAUGCUGUACUCUAGUGCAUGAGCAAGAGACAGUGCUGAUGUGGGCUCCUUAUGCAAAUGGUUACUGGUUUACCACAAAUUUUCUCUUAACUAUUUAAAAUUCACAAAACACUUGUAAUCUCUGUUAGAGCACAUUUAUAUAACAUGAGAUUUAAUAUUUACAAAAUACGUUUUAUGGUUACAUAAAUGACUUUACAGAUGAUUAAUAAAAUGUCCUUUUUCAGAGUGACUUUAUGCACCCACUUUGCUUUUAAAUUUCCCCAUAUCAGUUAGCUGUACCAUUUCCAGUUUCCUUCCGCCUGAAAGGAAAGGAUGUGAUUGUUGAGAUAAAGCGGCGUAGAAUGACUGUUGGUCUUAAGGGACAAACUCCAAUUUUGGAUGGUGAGCUCUUCAAUGAAGUCAAAGUUGAAGACUGUUCCUGGUUAAUAGAGGAUGGAAAAGUGGUGACUGUCCAUCUAGAAAAGGUAAGAGGGCAGCUAGUUAUGAAAAUGUUUUUUAAAAUGGGAAGGGGUUGACCACACCACUUCUAUCACUAUCCUGCACAUUCCAAAGUAGAUAAUGGACACACUGCCCUGCAUACUUGUGUUUCUGAAUAUCAAACAUGUCUCUUGCAGAUCAACACUAUGGAAUGGUGGAGUCGCAUUGUCCAGACAGAUCCAGAAAUUAACACCAAAAAAAUUAAUCCAGAGAACUCUAAGGUAUAUGGAGUAAGACUUCACUUAGUGAAGCUUUGUGGGUUUUUGUUUUUUCUUUCUAAUUUUGUGCUGGUUAAACGUGAAACGUAAAACGGUCUUGUCUCCCAAUUUCCCUAGCUCUCUGAUCUAGAUGGGGAAACCCGCAGUAUGGUAGAAAAAAUGAUGUACGAUCAAAGGCAGAAAUCAAUGGGACUGCCAACUUCAGAGGAGCAAAAAAAACAAGAUAUCUUAAAAAAGUGAGUAACGGAGAGCAGCUUGACAUAGCUCUGAAUAAAAGGAAAUGCCAUAUUAAUAGCCGUAUAUUGCUGUUAUUCAGGUCUAAAAAGAAUUAAAAAAAGACGUAGGCACCAUAACUGCUUUUUUUUUUUUUUUUUUUAAAGUGUUUAUAGUAUCUGGAAUCAUCUGUCACUGUCCUUCCCUUCAGCAUUAAACUGUAAAUGUUACUGCUAAAGGAGAGUCCCCAGCAAUCCAUCUUCUCUGUGCUGUUUUGGCCAACAAGGAAGUAUUAGUCUGAGUGCCAUUGCAAGUAUGAAUCAUUAUUGCUCCAAAGAGGUGUGUAAUCACUGUUUUUGUCUUAAUCAAUAAGAGUAAAGAAAGGUAAUUAUUAACCUCCUGGAGUGGGGGGUAACCCCUAGUGAGACUAGUCACUAUGGAAUAAGAGAGGGGGGGGAAAUGCCAGGAGAGAGUGAAAAAUAAGAACUAUCGCUGGUGGAGUGGCAAAUAUCAACCAAUUAAACUUAACUUUUAAUAUAGCGAUUAAGAGGUGAAAUAAACCACCACGACAAAAGAAAAGAAACUUCAAACAGAAAUAAUGUACAUAUUUACAAAACAACUAUCCUGAGUGUAGCUAUGUCUGUAUAUAAAAAAAUCUGGUAGUUCUACCCAAAUAUAGGGUUAAUGAAUACAGAGUAAGAUAGUACAAGCUGUAGCUUUGUGAGUUCAGGAUAAUUUAUUUCUUGCUCUUUCCUGGCUUUUUUUUUUUCCUCACUACCUUAAUCAUACCUGUACUGAUGACUGGGCUCUUGCAAGCCAGGGACCAUCGUUCAGAGUUAAACUGCUUGAAAAGGGUUUAACAUUGAAUGGAGGCACAGUGCUAGGGGACUCCAGUCACUAUUACUAAUUAAUUGUGAUGAAAUGGUUAUAGUGCACCCUUUCAAUAAGGAGUUCAGUGGUGAUGUUUUGUUUUUUCCUUUUGACAGGUUUAUGGAACAACAUCCAGAAAUGGAUUUCUCCAAAGCAAAAUUCAGUUGAACCUGUUCUCUACAGCCAGUCACUUUACCAAAGAACAGAUAAGAAAUAUUUGGCCUGUCCAUGUAACUGUUCUGAUUUACAUUAAAAUACAAAGUUGCCUACAGUUAUGCAGUCUGUACUAAAUGUAUGCCUGAUAAUACAUUUAAAGAAGCUGGCACUUGAUGGGGGCGAUGGGUAAAAUAAAGAUGCCUGGCUAAUUUCCUUGUUUGACCUAUUUAACCAAUUCCUGAUAAUAACUUUUUCCAAAGUAUGCAGACAGUGGCUCAUAUUCCUUAUUAUAUAGUUGGGUUGAGCAUACAAAAGAUAAAGAUGCAGCAGAAAACUUUCCUUCCUCAAUCUCCCAAAAAAAAAAAAAACUUAAACUUUGGAUAUUUUUAUAACAAAGUGUCUUUAAAAUGAGAGAGAAGAAUAUCCAAGACUGGUAUUUAAAUAAACCACCAUUUUACCAGCUCCCGACCAAAAAAAAAAAAAAAAACCUUCCACACAAUCAGAAGCUCAAAAAAAGUGAAGGUAGCUAGCAGGUUUAGAGCAAAAGGUAAGCCUGCAUUAUUAAAAGGAUCACACAGUCAUUGCCUGCCAAGGUGCACUAAAAUGACAGCAGCAUCCUGGUAUCGAGCAAGUUGCAUCCAACUCAACUGUAGAUUUAUUUUUUCCUCCUUUGCAAAUGAUCAACAGGAAACUUUCAGCAAUGGUGUCCCUGAGGAAUCUGUCUCGGUGUCCUGCAAUGAAUCAUCCUUCAGGAAAGAAGAACCUGUACAAAUAAGAGAUCAAUAAAUAUAUAAUGUUCAAACUCAUGUAUCCUGUGCGUUAGAAAAGUAAAACUCUCAAAACUACCUCCCCUCUAUCUAAACCAGGAAUUUCGAACAAAAUUUUGUAUUCAGCAUGUUAAAUAUCGGAUUGCAUAUUCGAGAUUCGUGUUUUACUCUUACCCAUGUCUACCUGUUAUUUUAAAUUAGAUUUUCAGGGUGGUUAAAAUGAGGAAAAAUUUUAAUACAUGUAUUUUGCUUGUAAAAGACCAUUUGGAACAACGGCAUUAAGAAGUAAAAUGUUAAAAAAAAUUAAAAAUUGAUAAAGGAAUUGAAUAUCCUUUAAGCCAUUAAACAAUUGCCUGCAGUAAAUAUUUAAUGGCUGGUAAUCUUGUAGAGCACCCGUUGAUCAAUAUAAAAGGUUUACAUGAAACACACACUAAUGAUGAACACUUGAGUGCCAGAGUUUCUGCACACAUCAAAUAACUGAACUAAAAAUGCACACAGUUAGCCAAACCUUAUAAGUUAGAUGUUUG